CCCUGGGUUUACUCCCGAAUCCAAGAUGGCGGCGAUGUCUUCAGGAAAAAUCGGCUCAACAAAGUUCCCUUUUUUACGCAGCAUUUCUCGUGUUACCUUGUUAAAAAAGUGUCUGAUAGAUAACCUGCCAUGUAGUUCUUAUGCUUCGCAGGCAGGAAAGGCGGCCUCGCAGAUGAUGAAGAGAGAAGAUGGCCCAAGGCUAGGCACCCGCGGUCGAGGGGGAAGGACCAGGGAAUUCAGGAAUGAACAUCAGAAGAGAGUCCAUGGAGCCAUGCAAAGGAAUCCAUCAAGAGCGGUCACUAUGAAGCCAGAGUCCACAGAUUGGCCGUCAGUUUUCUCCGGCCCUCAGACCUACAACCCUGCUAUCAUCCCCGUCUUCCUGAGAAUGGGGCGGCGCAAGCACAACAGACUGGACAACUUCCCUCAGCGGACCAUGGCGAACUUGGAGCUGAUGAAGAUUCCAAAUUUCUUCCACCUGAGUCCCCCAGCAAUUGAAAGACAUUGCCAAGCCCUCAAACCUCUUUGCAAGCCAUGGCCCAAAGAUUUGGACCCCUCCUUACGUCCCCUGAGGGUUAUAACCAGAAACUAUCUGUUUGCUGGUCCAUCACUCCACCACCCAGGAUCCAAGAAAGUCAAACUACAGGUUUUCCUAAAGGACUUGAUCCUAGAUGACCAUGCCCGCACCAAACUGAUUGAACUUGUUGGCGAGAGGUACAACCCUGUGGAUGACAGCUUAACCAUCGUCACUGAUCGAUGCCCCACAAGACAACAGAACAAUGACUAUGCACUCUACUUGAUGACCGUUCUCUACAACGAGGCCUGGAAAAUUGAGCCGUGGGAGACUGAGGCAAGCAAUGAGAUCUGUGACGAUGAAAGCGAUGAGCCAAUCAGGAAGCGCCGUAACGCAAUACGUCUUAGGCUGGUGGGAGACGAGUUAUACCGGUUUAACAAGUAUGGCAAGGGAUUCAAGCUCCACGUGAAAGUCAAAGUCUAACAUUUAUAAAAUGUCCUUUUUUUCAUGAUUUGGCUGUGUCUGCUUAAACUGGUCUUAUAAAAGGAUUCAAGACUUGGUUCAACUUGCUUGACAAUGUUCAUUCUAUAAGAAUAAAAUAUUUAAAACUCUCAGAUUUUAAAACUAAUUGCUAUUCUUGCAUAAUAUAAUGAGGCCAUUUUAUUUUAGGAUGACCAAUGAUUGGCAAAAAAGUAACAUCCUUCCAUAAAAAUAAGCCUUUUCUGCCAAAGAAACUUUCUGUCUGAUUCGUAACCGCCUUUUGUUGUUGUUAUUUUGCCGCCAAAAGCUUGAGCGCGCGCGAGUUUGCCUCCCAAAAAGUCACGUGAUCUGAGUGCAAUUCGCCUAUUGUGAGACAGAAGUAAAACUAGUAAGUAUUACACUGAAAUGUAUUGAUUUAGAUAAAAACGGAAAUAAAGCGAAUUUGUGAGAA
Nematostella vectensis (starlet sea anemone) is the source of this 1442-nucleotide messenger RNA. Its product is annotated as 28S ribosomal protein S35, mitochondrial. The transcript has 8 exons. NCBI's taxonomy places the organism in Eukaryota, Metazoa, Cnidaria, Anthozoa, Actiniaria, Edwardsiidae. Gene Ontology annotation, cellular component: mitochondrial small ribosomal subunit. The record is from RefSeq and is a predicted model, not a curated record. Gene Ontology annotation, biological process: mitochondrial translation. Gene Ontology annotation, molecular function: structural constituent of ribosome. The coding region runs from base 26 to 994 and encodes 322 amino acids.